UGGCUGUUGCUGCCGAAGUGGCUGUAGCGGCAGCAGCAGCAGCAGCAGCCUCCGGUGGCGGCUUCGCGGCCCCGUCGGUGGCUGUGGGGCGGGAGGUGGCGUAAAAUGGCGUCGCUGCGGGAAGGGGGCAGGUAUGGCGUAUCCUGCGGUAGAGUCACGCAGGACAAUAUCACGGUGCUGCAUGUCAAGCUGACCGAGACCGCCUUUCGAGCACUGGAGAACUACCAGGGGAGCAAGAAUUUAAUUCCUUCUCGACCUUCAAUACAAUUUCAAGGGCUCCAAGGGCUUGUAAAGAUUCCCAAAACUGAUGUCCCAAAUGAAGUCCAUACCUUUGAUUUCUACCUGUCAAAUGUUGGCAAAGAUAAUCCUCAGGGAAGCUUUGAUUGUGUCCAGCAAACUGUUUCAAGUACUGGAUCAUCACAGCUCAGUUGCCUGGGAUUUAUACAGGAUAAAAUUACUGUAUGUGCAACAAAUGAUUCUUACCAAAUGACCAGAGAACGUAUGACCCAGGCAGAAGAAGAGUCUCGUAAUCGAAGUACAAAAGUCAUAAAACCGGGUGGACCAUAUGUAGGUAAAAGAGUACAAAUUCGAAAAGCACCACAAAGUAUUCCAGAUGCAGUUCCUGAAAGGAAAAGGUCUACCCCCAUCAACCCUGCAAAUACAAUACGGAAGACCCAUACGAACAACAGUAUUUCACAGCGGCCUUAUAAGGAUAGAAUAAUUCACUUAUUGGCACUGAAGACCUACAAGAAACCAGAACUUCUUGCCCGCUUAUUAAAAGAUGGAGUUAGUCAAAAAGAUAGGAAUUCCCUUGCUGCUAUUCUUCAGCAGGUAGCCAAUCUGAAUCCAAAAGACAACUCUUACACUUUGAAAGAAUAUGUUUAUAAGGAAGUUCAAAAAGAUUGGCCUGGAUAUAAUGAAAUAGAUAGACAGUCGCUGGAAUUAAUACUUUCUCGAAAACUACAUUCAUCUCAGAAUGCCACCAGCACCAGCCAUCUGGGAUCUCCUUUGAGGACUGUCAAAGAGGUUGCAUCUUCUUCUCCUUCUCAGAAACGGCUUUUGGAUUCUGACUUUAUUGAUCCGUUAAUGAAUAAAAAACCAAGGAUAUCUCAUCUUACCAAUAGAGUUCAACCAACAUUAAGUAGCCAUUUGCCUGUUUCUGGUGAAAAAAGUGCUGAAACUUCUCAACCGCCACCACCUCCUGCAGUUGCUGCAGCACCAACUGCUCCACCAUUUGUUUCAACUUGUCUCCCUGUUUCAAAUCCUCCCCAGACUGCAAGUUCUAACUCCAAUUCCCCAAGCACUCCCGAAGGUCGGGGUACCCAAGACCUGCCUGUUGACACCUUAAGCCAGAAUGGCAAUAUUUAUGAGGACCAGCAUCAAAAAUACACUUCCAGGACUCCACUGGAAAUCCCAGCACCUUCUGAAAGUCUGUCAGUGUGCCCAAAGUCUACAGAUGAAAAACAUUCAUCACUAUACAAAAAGUCCAAAAAGAAAUCAAAGAAGCAUAAGGAGAAGGACCAAAUAAAAGACCAUAACACUGGGAAUGAAGACAAGAAAAUGAGAAACUGUGAAAGCCACGAAAUUACCAAACUGAAGAAUUCCAGCCAGAAAAUGAGUGAAGGUGUUAAAAAGACAUGUACUGCCACUACAGAUCCUUUGUCAACAAGUGAACUACGAGACUACUUUGUCAAAUACAUAGCGAUUGUCUCAUAUGAGCAACGUCAAAGUUACAAGGAUGAUUUUAAUGCAGAAUAUGACGAGUACAGAACUUUGCAUGCCAGGAUGGAGAGUGUAACUCGGAGAUUUAUGAAACUAGAUGCACAGCGUAAACUACUCUCUCCGGGAACUAAGGAAUAUCAGGUCCUUCAUGAGGAAGUCUUACAAGAAUAUCGGAAGAUUAAACAGUCUAGUCCCAACUACCAUGAAGAAAAGUACAGAUGUGAAUAUCUUCAUAACAAGUUGGCUCAUAUCAAAAGACUUAUAGGAGAAUUUGACCAACAACAAGCAGGGUCAUGGCACUAGGGCUCUGGACCAGAAGAUGUGAAUAAACUAAAGAUUAUUUAUUUAAAAUUCCAUACAGCUUAUUCUAAGAUUUAAAAAUAAGUGAACAUUCUCUAAGGCAGGAGCAUUAGCAGUCUGAAUUUGCUAUUUUGUUGUUGGUGAGGAUGUUGCUUCUCUGCAUAGUUGAAGCUGCUUUUCUCUGGUCCCCUUUUCCUUAAUUCUUACUUGUUUAUCCAUGGAAAUCAUUUUACCAUUGGGUAAUGGGGAUCCAGACUCUAUAGUUCUGAGAUUGUACACAGUUUUCAAAUGAAAAAUUGUAGUUUAAAAAAAAAGCUUUUCAAUAACUACAGGUCUAUUUUCUGAAUUGUUUUCUUCUGAAUGCAAAACUAUUUGCCUUAAGUGGUACAGCGUUUUAAAAUUUGCACAAAAUAAAACAAAAAUGAUACAUUGUUCGGGGAGGGUUAAAAGGUGGUAUAUAACUUUUAUAUAUAUAUCUAUAUAUAUACACCUAUCAACAAGAAACACUUAUUCCUGUGAUUUCAACCCCCACUACAGUGGUUGCCUUACGGUGUUUUCUUAUGUACCUAAAAUAUACUUAAUUAAUUUUACCAUAAGUACACUGCUUCCCUUUGUGUAAAAUGGGGAGCAUUCUGUGGCCUACUGUGUGUGUGUGCGUGUGUGUGUGUGUGUGUGUGUGUGUGAGAGAGAGAGAGAGAGAGAGAGAGAGAGAGAGACCGAGAGAGAGGAAAGAGAGUUGCAUGCAUACACAAUAUGGGGGCUGGAAUGGUACAUAGGCCAAAUGUUCAGGUUGAUGUAACUAACAAGUGUUAGUACAGGACAAAUUUGUCAGCUUUCUUACCAGAGAUGAAUUGAUACUCUAAAAAUAAUUCUAUAGUUUGGAGCAAAAUUAUAAAAUUAAACAUGUAGGUGGCCUAUUUAUAUACUGCUAUAAAAGUAUUUUUGAAGAGAAAUAUGCAAUGAAGCUAUUGCCUACAUAAAAUGUAUAUUUAAAGAUUUUUUUUCCUGAGGAUCAGGAUAUAACAAAGAUGUAUUUAACUACAAAAUACUGUGAUCAUCAAACAGCACAAACUUUCAUUUCAUGGUGUUAAUUGGUUUAAUUUAAUUAAACCAUUUUAUCAUGUGGGAACAUAAGUUAUUUGGUCAAAACUUAGACUUAUAUUUGUCUUUUCUUUUUGUCUUAAUAUAUUUCUUUCAAAGUGCUGCCAAUUGAAAAGGGAAGCAUUAUGUUUACAAAUCUAAUUUUUUUUAAUGUUUGCCAAAAAUUUUGGUAGUAUCUUUAAUAAACUUGUCUUCAGCAUCAA
Molecule: messenger RNA, 3326 nt
Organism: Thamnophis elegans (Western terrestrial garter snake)
Lineage: Eukaryota; Metazoa; Chordata; Lepidosauria; Squamata; Natricidae
Gene: ELL2
Product: elongation factor for RNA polymerase II 2
Exons: 12
Coding region: 106-2025 (639 amino acids)
Biological process (GO): transcription elongation by RNA polymerase II; positive regulation of transcription elongation by RNA polymerase II; snRNA transcription by RNA polymerase II
Cellular component (GO): transcription elongation factor complex
Molecular function (GO): cis-regulatory region sequence-specific DNA binding
Source: RefSeq, a predicted model, not a curated record